GAAAAGUGGCUAGCGGCGCACUUCAGUUUAUGUUCCAUUGCUACUGAACUAACCAGUAGCCACGAAUGUUAUAGACUGAAAUGUGCUGCUGGUCACUUUUUUUAGUUCGACCUAGACGUUCCAUUUACACAAACAUAACCUCGAAAACACCAGACAACUUAACCGAUUCGGGAUCCCUCUCUCUUUCAGUCGAGAGUGAGUCAAUCGUCGUGUCUUGUUGCCGAAUUCGUGUUUUCUCUAGAUCAACAAUGCCGCGUUCGGUCAGUGUUUUUUAACGAUAACGAGAGUGAGGCAGAUUUGGUAAAAAUGUCGGGGAAGAACAGCAGAAGAAAAAUGUACUCCUAGUCCAAAUGGAUAAGAAAAACCUUAAGCACACUAGUUAUAUGUAGCAGCAAGCUUCAGUGGAUCACUUACAAAAUCAUUGGGAUGGGCAAUUGCUUGUGCAAAGAUGCCAGCAAUGAAGAAUCCGAACAAAAUGAAACAAAUAAUAGCACAAGAGCAGUGGGAACCACAAUAUUGAUGGACAACCAUGUGGAUGUCACAACAAAUGAAACUGCUCCCAGCUACAAGUUUCCCACAUCUGCCAACAUCGAUAGGCUAGUUUUAGAGAUUCUUGGUGUUAUUGGGCUACUUGUUGACAGCGAACAAGAACCACCACCAGCCAUGUUGAAAUUGCACAACAUUGCUGAUAAGGAAGAUGGUUGGAUUCAAGUUGUCAGUUCAAUGGUCAAUGUAAUUCCUAUGCAUGAUCCCUUGGGCCCAUCUGUUAUAACAUUAAUGUUAGAUGACUGUCCACUACCUUCUAAAGACUCAGUGUUAAGGUUAUCACAAGUAUUUCAAUUAUCACAGAAAAGCAGUAAAGUACAAACCAGUGCAACACAACAACGUAAUAUUUGCGUGGUUCUUGGAUGUAUAGCUGAAAGGUUAGCUGGUCCUAGUAGUAUAGCAAUCUUAUCAGAUGAUACUCUAGACUAUCUUGUGUCAAAUCUUAAAGAAGAUAUUGAACCAUAUGUUGUAUUGUAUUCCCUAAUAGCAUUAGAAAAAUUUGCUCAAACAAGUGAGAAUAAAGUAACAAUUAAGAGGCGACUCUUACUAGAGAAGCAGAAUCCUUUGUUGGAAUUAGAGAAAUGGGUAAAUAAUAUCCAUUAUGUCCGACGUCAAGUUGGUUUCUGUGCUCAAUGGUGUUUAGAUAAUUUAUUUUUAAUAGAAGGCCGAAAAUAUUCCCAUGAUACGGUCGACAUGACUGGCAUUAAUGUGAUGUUAAAUACAAAGGACGUAAGCGAGUACCUGAAAAUUUCUCCCAAUGGCUUAGAGGCGAGAUGUGACGCUUGUUCAUUUGAAAGUGUUCGAUGUACAUUUCAAGUAGAUGAUGGAGUGUGGUAUUAUGAAACAUUAAUAAUUACUACUGGUGUUAUGCAAAUUGGAUGGGCAACGAAGGAUAGCACUUUUCUCAAUCACGAAGGAUAUGGGAUUGGAGAUGAUCAGUUUUCGUUGUCAUUCGACGGUUGCAGAAGAUUAAUAUGGCACAAUGCACGCAGUGAAAAGGUUUACGCGAUGCAUGGAUGGAAGGCUGGUGAUGUUUUAGGUUGCUUGUUAGAUUUAAAUAAGCUAGAAGUCAUUUUUUCUGUGAAUGGAGUUGCUUUAAAACCAUGUGUUCAGUUAUUUAAAAACGCAAGAUCAGGAUUUUUCGCUGCAGCGAGUUUUAUGUCGUUCCAGCAAUGUCUGUUUAAUUUUGGCAAUGUUCCUUUUAAAUAUCCACCAACGGAUCGAAGUUAUCAAACAUUCAAUGACCAUGCGACUUUAGACCCAGAGGAUAAAAUUGUGUUACCCAAGCACAUAUACCUCGAUCAGCUUAGGAAACUCAGUGUGAGAGAAGAUUCAUGUACGUUGUGCUUUGACAAAAAAGCGACAGUUAAGUUACUACCCUGUGAACACAGAGGAUUUUGCCAAACAUGUUCUAAACAAUUGUUAGAGUGUCCCAUGUGUAGAGCAUCAAUUAAAGAAAGAUCAGUGGACAAUACUUGACGCUCAUCAAAUGAGACAGCAUUUACGACAAGAGUCCAAAUGUUUUUGAGGCACAAACUCCUCGACAAACCUUACAAGAUAAUCACUGAUUAAUUAAUAGAUUGUUGAUUAAUCUAUAAUACUGGUGCGUUUUGAAUUACGGGUCGGAUACAGUUAAACAAUUUUUUUUACAUAGAGAUGAAAACUACAGAUAGACACGAAAUAACGAAAGAGUUUAGAAACUCUUGAAACAUUCAAAAAUAGUUUCUACCAAAUUCAUAAUCGGGUUAACUUCCAAAAAAACCUAUAAAAUAAUAUCAAAAUACAGAAUAACAUCGUAUAUACUGAAUUCUAAAUGUGACUGAAUAGAAGAAAACCAGCUUCAGAAAGAUAUAUCAAAUAACAUUUCUAUGAUAAAAUGUAAGAAACAUUCCAACUAGUGCAAGAAAAAUCUUCAACUUUUAGUUUAGAUUCAACAUUUUUUACAGUUUCGAGGAUUUUAGAUGGCUUUUUCUUUUUAUUCGAUUAUUGUUCUUUCAGUUAUUUAUAGUCAAGCUGAUCCGAGCCAAAUUUGGAAGGGGAAGUUUGAGAUUAGAUGGAGCACUUAAUGUUUUUUAUACAUUAUUAAUUAAUCGGGUUUUCUUUGAAUCAAUUAUUUCGUGCAUUUUUGAAUUUUGAACAAAAACAAUGGUUGUCAUAGUAUUAGCUUUAAUUUUAAUUGUAUAAGCAUCAAGUGUUUAUAAUUAUAAUCAUUUUUUGUAGCUCUUAUGCUUGUAACAAAAUUCUUAAUGUUAAUUCUGUAAUCAUCAUUUGGAGCUGUUAUAGUAAUUCUCAUUAUGUGAUAGUAACUGAAUUUUUGCUUUGUUAUUUUAAGCAUAUAUUUAUAUCAUUUACUGUUAAUACAUUAAUUUUUCACGAAGAAGCACGAGAUACGAAAUAAAUCGUUUUUUUAGACUCAUCAUACGAUAUAUUUUUUUUUAACUUAGACUAAUAAUUCAGCUCUCUAUAGAAACAGAAUUCAUUAGUUUAAACAAAAUCAAUAAUAUUUUUUCAUCGAACAAUUAUCAAUCGAAUAUUUUGUGAUAUUUCUAUAAACCACAAGAGAAAACCAAAAAAGAUUAUAUCCUCGAGUUACGAUUUAAAUUGUCAAAUUUUUAGCAUAAGUAUAUAAUUAAAAAACCCAUCCCAUCAUUUGUAAAGUAAUGUAGUAGUGUAUAAAAGAAUGCCAAGUCGAAAAUCUAAUUAUUGAAUGUAUAUGAAAUUAUACUGCAAAACUGUAAAUUAUAUCCAUGAUUGGAUGUAAAGAGUUCUAAUAUUUUAAUACAUGUCUACUUUCAUUAUGGAACUCCUUGCUUUCCUAUAUUCAUUUUACUCCUGUAGUGUUUUAUAAUACCUUUAC
Phymastichus coffea is the source of this 3403-nucleotide messenger RNA. RefSeq names its product RING finger and SPRY domain-containing protein 1-like. Bases 427 to 2025 code for a protein of 532 amino acids. Lineage: Eukaryota; Metazoa; Arthropoda; Insecta; Hymenoptera; Eulophidae. Gene Ontology annotation, molecular function: protein binding; ubiquitin-protein transferase activity. Gene Ontology annotation, cellular component: cytoplasm. The record is from RefSeq and is a predicted model, not a curated record. The transcript has 11 exons.